This is a messenger RNA of Cylicostephanus goldi, 530 nucleotides long. Lineage: Eukaryota; Metazoa; Nematoda; Chromadorea; Rhabditida; Strongylidae. The record is from the annotation of a GenBank genome assembly.
UCUUCUGGAGCUACUUUUUCGCUUUGAGAUCCAUCUUUUGCAGUGGAACUUGGCGAUUGCAUAGUUAGAGACUUUAUUAUGUAAUAUCAACAUCUCAUCACCCUCAAGUUAAAUGCACAGUGCCUUCAAAAAUCAGUCAUUCACCUUUUAAGGUCUUUGUUCGACUUGGUGAAGGCACUGUAUUUGGAGAAUUAUCCAUUUUGAACAUUCCUGGUAACAAAAAUGGCAAUCGUCGUACAGCUAAUGUACGAUCGGUUGGCUAUUCGGAUCUCUACGUACUUAGCAAGGACGAUUUAUGGGCUGCUCUGAGGGAAUAUCCGGAAGCUAAAUAUUCCCUCAUGGAAAAAGGGAGAAAUAUCCUGGCAAAAGACAAUUUACUAGAAGAAGUGGCAGAUGAAGAAGAGCUCGAUCAAGAUGCACCAGUUGAAGAACAACUAGCUUAUGCUGCUAGAGUGAUUAAAGAGAUUGAGGCACAAUUGGAUGAGGCUGAGAAGAAGUUCUAUGUUUGUUACCUCAUUUUUUUCUUGUAG